UUAGGCCAGGACAGAAGAAGCACGUAACAGACUCAGUUCCUGCUUGUAUUUGUACGCCUGGACCUUUGCAGUUGUGACCUUUUUGUUUUCUUUUCUUGAAGAUUCUGGAAGAAAUCUUUGACAGGAGGCUGUUUUGGGAUUUUAUUGGGAAGGAUUAAUAUAUUAUUAAAAACUUUUGGAAAGAGCCAAUGGGAGCUAAGUUUACCAUCUGUUGCUGUCACUACUAUCUGAAACACAACCAAGAAGAGAGGAAUGCUAUUUUGCGAAUGAGCACCACUUCCAGACCGCCUGAACAGUUAUCCAGCGGGUCUAGUGACAGUGAAACACAAGAGAACAUAUUUGGACCACCACCUUCAAAAAUGAGUCAGUGGACUAACCGGCAAAGCCAGAAGAGCACUGCUGAUCAGUGGACCAUCGCAAACAGACCCAACGACUCUCCCAUCAGGCAGGGAUUGGAUGGAGAGUUAGAGGCUUUAAUCAGCAUGAGAGACCAGACUGACGAGGCUACAGAGGAAUGGGAGAAGUUGAAUUAUGAUAUUCAUGCAUUGCGAUAUGCCAAACGAGAGGUCAGAGCUCGAUGGAAGAAAAUCCUGCUUCAGCUUGGUUACCAGUGUGAGGUGGACGCCUUGCUGUGUGUGCAUAAACAGAACCGAUUCAGUCGAGAUGAAGAACAUCUUAAAAAAGCAACUGAACUGUUGGCACAGCUGCUGGACCACACCUCUCUGUUCCCUCGUGGAAUGGGACACCAGAACCAAUACCUCUGUAUCAUGGACCGUCUGGUGUUACUGGACAGUGCUGAGGACUUUGUCAGACUGGCCAAGGAAAAAUAUCCCAAGAAAGAAGGAUGAGAGACAAUAACGGAAAGAAAAUGACACAAAGGCUGAAAGUGUGGAAGAAAGAAAAUUUUAAAAUGCAGACUGGAUGCUUUACAAGUAAACUGGAGACAAUUUUACACAUGCACAGUUAAACACAUUUCAGCAUUAAUUGAAAUCCUGAAGCAAAUUUAAUUCUAACAAAUGACUGUUUACUACAUUGUUAGCUUGUGCUUAUGUUGCUUAGGCCACACAAUUUUUAAAGCAUAAAAAUAUAUACUUUUUUUUAGUUAUUUUUAUGUCUGUAUAUUCACUUACUUUUACCUGAAUCGAUCAUUUUCAGUGAUAAUUCAAAAUAAUUCAGUAAAAACUAAGACAGCCUUUGAAGCUACAAUGACAUUACUGAUAUCUAUGCAUCUGUAUGUACAGGAUAUUAUACAUAAACAAUUUAAAUAUUUUUCAAAAAAAUCUUUAACCCUCUGUUGUUAACAUUUCUAAGAGCAAACUGUGUAUUUUCUGUUGUUUCUU
Molecule: messenger RNA, 1340 nt
Organism: Archocentrus centrarchus (flier cichlid)
Lineage: Eukaryota; Metazoa; Chordata; Actinopteri; Cichliformes; Cichlidae
Product: melanoregulin
Exons: 5
Coding region: 189-848 (219 amino acids)
Biological process (GO): melanocyte differentiation; melanosome transport
Cellular component (GO): melanosome
Source: RefSeq, a predicted model, not a curated record